Mesitornis unicolor (brown roatelo) is the source of this 856-nucleotide messenger RNA. It is a transcript of the gene FAM185A, whose product is annotated as family with sequence similarity 185, member A. NCBI's taxonomy places the organism in Eukaryota, Metazoa, Chordata, Aves, Mesitornithiformes, Mesitornithidae. The transcript has 7 exons. The record is from RefSeq and is a predicted model, not a curated record. The annotation marks the transcript as partial.
AUUUGGAUAUCAAAACAUCAGGGACCGGCUGUGUGAAGAUUCAGAAAAUAGAAUGUGAUAACUGCAAAAUAGAAACAGAGAAGGGGACUAGUGUCUUGCAGUCAAUAAAGAGCCAUAAAAUUGAUAUACGAACAAAUGGUGGCAAAGUAAUUGGUCUUGGAACGCUUUAUGGAAAUACAGAUAUUUGUGCAACAGAGAAGGGUAGCGUGAAUAUAGAGAAGCUGCAGGGGACGUCCAUCAAUAUAUCUACUGAAGAUGGGCUGCUGAAAACUAAGUAUCUCUAUGCAGAAACAUCAUCUCUGUCUUCAGUAGCUGGUGAUAUUCUGCUGGGAAGUAUUCAUGGUAACACCAGCCUUCAGACCAAAACAGGGAGCAUCACAGUAGAUUCAUCAGAUGGAAGUCUAAAAGCUUCUACACAGCAUGGGACAAUAGAUGUUUAUGUCAGUCAAUUAAGAAAAGUGGACCUGAAAUCCCAGAAAGGUUCUAUUACGGUCAAGGUACCUGCCUCUCUCAAAGCUUAUUUACAGUUGUCCGGAAGAAAAGUGGAUGUGAGCUCAGAGAUCCAGUUAAAAGAAACACAGAGUGCCUCCAAAGACGAUCACGUAACUAUAAGUGGUCACAUGAAUCAAAGGGAUGAAACAGACAAAUGGAUAAAGGCUGACACACAGAAUGGCAAAGUGUCCCUUAAAAGCCAGAGCUGGAUCCAGUCUGUCAAGCUGAAGAGUUCUUAAGGGUGGAACAGGGUGAAGUGAUUAAAUCAAGAAAUUGUAAAGGAACAUUUCUGUAAAGUUAUGACAUUUUCUUGAUAUAUAUUCUUAAUGUAAGAGAAAAUAUUAAAAAUGAGGGUGUUUUAACC